This is a messenger RNA of Colletotrichum navitas, 880 nucleotides long. RefSeq lists its product as uncharacterized. NCBI's taxonomy places the organism in Eukaryota, Fungi, Ascomycota, Sordariomycetes, Glomerellales, Glomerellaceae. Bases 34 to 747 code for a protein of 237 amino acids. The record is from RefSeq and is a predicted model, not a curated record. The transcript has 2 exons.
CCGCCGCCGCCGCCGCCCCUGACCUUUGUCCAGAUGGACCUCGCCUCCCUCGCCACCAUCAAGCCCGCCCUCGCCGCCUCCUUCGCCCACGACCGCCUCGAUGUGCUCAUCAACAACGCCGGCAUCAUGGCCGGCCCCGCCGGCCUCAGCGCCGACGGCUACGAGAUCCAGUUCGCCACCAACCACCUCGGCCACGCCAUGCUCGUCCGCACCCUGCUCCCCGUCCUGCGCCGCACCGCCGCCCUCCCCGGCUCCGACGUCCGCGUCGUGACCCUCACCUCCGUCGGCUACCAGGGCCACCCCUCCGACGGCAUCUCCUUCGCGACGCUGCGGACCACCCAGGCCGGGCCGCCGUUCCUGGGGCAGUGGACUCGCUACGGACAGAGUAAACUCGCUAAUAUCCUCUUUACCCGCGAGCUCGCCCGACUGCACCCGUGCAUCACCGCCGUCGCCGUCCACCCGGGCGUCGUCGGCACGGGUCUCGUCGAGAACCAGGGCCUCCUCAACCGCCUCAUCGUCCACGUGCCUAACAAGGUCGCCGGUGCGCCCAUCCUCUCGCCGGAGCGCGGGUGCUGGAACCAGGUCUGGGCCGCGGCCGCGGCCGCCAGGGGGGACCUCGUCAGCGGCGGCUUCUAUUUGCCGGUCGGCAGGCUGGCCGACGACAAGCUGGACCGGUUCGCGACGAACAACGAGCUGGCGGGCGAGCUGUGGCAGUGGACGGAGGGCGUCUUGGCGGGGUUUGACUGAGGGGAGGGAGAGUGUUUAGAACCCCAACCAUGUCUGAUGUAAUAUUCCAAGUCUGGAAUAUUUAGAAACGGUUCAAGCAAUCUAUAAAGGUUCCUGUAACGCAGCGAAGAAGAAAACCCAAUGGAUCGGACGU